Molecule: messenger RNA, 1393 nt
Organism: Andrographis paniculata
Lineage: Eukaryota; Viridiplantae; Streptophyta; Magnoliopsida; Lamiales; Acanthaceae
Exons: 1
Coding region: 351-1211 (286 amino acids)
Source: RefSeq, a predicted model, not a curated record
GUGCAAUUUUUAUAAAAUAAAACUUUAAUUAAAAUAAAAAAUUAAAUAAAUAUUCGACUCAGCUCGUUAAGAUCCGCGAACUUUAGCCGAACCGAAACGGAGACGUUUCGUUUAACAACUCUAUCCUCAAAUCCCAAAUGAUUUCCAGAUGAUCCCGGAAUAUCAUCGACCUUGGAAUAUCAACGGUCCAGAUCUAUCCGGUGUCAAACCCUUUUGGCCCCCUAUAUUCCACCCUCGACUACCCCUCGAUUCAAUCGUCUUCCUCGCAAAAUUUUCAAACCAUCAGUCAAUCGAUUCCUGAAAUCCAUUACCAAAUCGUAGCUCCGAUUCAAAUAAAAUCUUCGUCGGCAAUGGCGUUACCUCACCUCUUACAUUUGCCUCCGCCGCCGUCGUAUUUACUUUUUCAGAAACCCCAUUUAAGCUGCGCCGAAGGUCUGCACAAUCCCUUAAUUCCAAUCUCCACGCGCCGCCGUGCGCGGAGGCAGAACCAGUCCACCUUCUCUCCCUGCUCCGCCGCCGAGAAGCGCCGCGCGAAUUUCCCCAGGCCAAACGACGUCGUCGAGCUCCCCAUCUUCCCCCUCCCCAUCGUCCUCUUCCCCGGCGCCGUCCUCCCCCUCCAAAUCUUUGAUUUCCGGUACCGAAUGAUGGUUCACACGCUCCUCCACUCCGAUCUCCGGUUCGGCGUAGUCUACGCCGGCGGCGGCGGCGGCGGCUCCGCCGCCGAGGUCGGCUGCGUCGGCGAGGUCAUCAGGCACGAGCGCCUGAAGGACGACCGGUUCUUCCUAAUCUGCAAGGGUCAGGAGCGGUUCCGCAUCGCCGGUCUGGUCCGCACCAAACCGUAUCCGGUGGCGGCGGUGACGUGGCUGGAGGACCGGCCGUCGUCGCCGCCGCCGUCCGGCGAGGUCGGGGAUCUGGACGCGCUGGCCGGCGAGGUGGAAGCGCACAUGAAAGACGUGAUCCGGUUGUCGAACCGGCUGACCGGGAAGGCCGCGGCGGCGGUUCGGGAUCUCCGGCGGAACCUUUUUCCGACGCCGUUUUCGUUCUUCGUGGGGAGCACGUUCGAAGGGGCGCCGAGGGAGCAGCAGGCGCUGCUGGAAAUGGAGGACACGGCGGCGAGGCUGAGGCGGGAGAAGGAGACAUUGAGGCACACUUUGAAUUACCUCACGGCGGCGUCCGCCGUUAAGGAUGUUUUCCCGUCUUCCUCCUUGUGACAUUCCAAGGUUAGACUUGGACUGUCUACAAACUCAUUUUUUGUUAUGUACUUCUACAUAGUAAAGUUGUAAUGGUAUACAUACCAUUCUGGUUAUUUAUUAGUUGUUGAAAUGUUGUUGUACUAACAUAUACGUUGACAUCAAUGAUUAUGGCGGCAGCUAUAGUGCUAAUUUGCACACGA